This is a messenger RNA of Aspergillus uvarum CBS 121591, 1341 nucleotides long. RefSeq lists its product as uncharacterized. The transcript has a single exon. Bases 146 to 1192 code for a protein of 348 amino acids. The record is from RefSeq and is a predicted model, not a curated record. Lineage: Eukaryota; Fungi; Ascomycota; Eurotiomycetes; Eurotiales; Aspergillaceae.
CGCAAAUGUUUUGAAGUGAUCGAACUGGUCGGUAUAUCACAUACAUAAUUACUCAUCUUGACAGAAGUAUAUCGUCCAGUCCAGUAUUCCUGGCGGGUCUUUUAUCUUCUUCUUCGCAAGUACUCCAAAGAACUUGACCCCAGUCAUGUCUCGGCUCCUCAACAUCCCGAUUGAGCUGCGGAAGCUCAUUAUCGAUCAUGUGCUCUAUACCUCGCUCAGCCCGCCCGUGGCCCCUCUAUCACUCGACGGGGCCGAAUACCGCGACAUGAGUUACAAAGCAUGGGUCUCGGGAGGUGGCGGGAUCUAUUACACGCAGAAGUCCAAGCUCAGUUCGUCUGACUGUCUCGCCCUUCUUCUCACCAAUCGCCAACUAUCAACCGAAACUCUCGACAUCCUUGAGCACAGGAAAGUCGACUAUGCUCUUGAUAUUUCCGUCCAAGAUGACUUGAAGCUCUUCCUGACAUGGCUCUCCGUGCCCCGUCUCACAACCCAUGUCUCGACCCUCUACGCGCAUGUGCGCCUGUUUGGUCACACCAUCGAGCAGCACAUCGCGCGUCGCCAAGUCGGCGACGGCGGCCGGCUAGGCUUCCACUGGUCCUUCUAUGCGGCCCUGGAGCGGUUCCUCCGCUAUGGUCCCGUGGGGGAGAAGAAGCGCAAAGGGGAGGAAGCCGACACGAAGAAUUUCCAGGACCGAGGGAUUGCGAUCGAAACACUGGUCCUGGACUUCCGGUCUGCAGAGCUAGAGCUUGCGUUCCCGCCGGAAGAUGUUUCGUACAAGCAUUGGUGGUUUUGGCAUUGCGGUCGAGACAUCAGGAGUCGAAACGCAGGUUUGGAGCCUUUGUCGUCGUAUAAAACGCGUCCCGAGUGGCUCUGCAAGUAUCUGAAGCAGGAGAUCGGAGGUCUUUUGCAUAUGAGUUAUUACACUGCAAGGUAUGGGGAGCUUUUGUAUGAGCAUAUUGGGACCAUCCGAAUGCUUGUGGACGGGCAGCUAGUACACGAGUUCGACCUUGCGGCCGAGUUGGCUCGUCUAGGUUUUACUGAUGAACGGGACACGAUGGGUCAUUUACGCAGAGAGGAGAGGGGGUCUGGAUUCUGGGAAUGGAAGAAGGAGACUUUGUCAUUGAGGAAGGAGCAUGGACUGUCUGUGAUAUGGCCGUCGGAUGAUGAGCUAGGACCAGAAGAGAGUAGUUAAUCUGUAAUCUGGGAUGAAGGGAUAGGGUGAAAGCCGACGGUUGUCUGCUUGUUCAAACAGGUCUUUCGGGCCGGCAGAAGCUCCAGAGAGGAAAGUUGUUACUGGCACCGCGUUCCCUCUUAUACCACCCUCGUUGAACCCUAAAAGCA